UGUUGGAGCCCCGACUCCUGCCCUGGAGCCUUACUUCGCACAUGCCUGAGCGCACAGGCCUGCCAGGAAGAAGCGGGUGCGUCUCCUUUCCCUUUGACAGCCCGCACAGACCGCCAGGGCAUUUGCUGGGAUUUCUCCGCUUGGGCGCAGCCUCCGAAGCCAGCCCCCAGCAUUUCUCCUGCAAACGAGAAUCCGCCGGAGCCUUGGCGAGCUUCCCUCUGAGUUUUUCGAGUCAAAAGAAGAGAAACAGCUACAUUCAUUUAAGAAUGUCUUUUGAGAAACUGACCGUUGCGGUGUCGUUGAUCUUUUGCUUUGUUAGCCCAGGUAAACCCUGCAAGCGGCGCUCACCUAUUGAUGUAUUAGAAGGGGAAUAUUUUUCAAAUUGCUGCCCUGCUAUAGAACAAGAUAAAGGAUAUACUAUAACUUGGCAUAGAGAACAAGAAGGGAAAUUGAUGGAAAUUCAAGAAGACAACAGAAUUAAAAUGGAUGGGAGAUAUCUGCAAUUUUGGCCAGUUGUAUUGAAUGACACCGGAAAAUAUAAUUGUUGUCUCAGCAAUGGGUCAGAAGUCAUCAGCUGUUAUGAAUGGUCCCUAAACAUUAUCAAAAGAAAUAAAGAAAGUUGUUUCAAUGCAAAUCAUGUGUUAACUGUGAUACCAGGAAUAGUUGGAAAAUCCUAUUUCGUUAAAUGCAACGAUAUCCCUCACACUGCCAAUGUUUCCAACAUAACAUGGUACAAGAACUGCGAAAGGAUUGUGAGCCAGACAGAAGAUGAAUGGUAUAUUGAACAGUUAAAAGCUGAAGAUAGUGGAAAAUACACAUGUGUAAAAUCACUUGUUCAUGGAGGAAGGACAUACAAUACCACAAAAACAAUAGAUCUAAUAGUGAAAGGUGAUAAAGAACUCACCAGACCAGCACUAAUUGGAUCAGAUCACAGUACUUCCAGAGCAGAAAUAGGUAAAGAACUUUUACUGAACUGCACAGCUUUUCUGGGUUAUUCCAACAAGUCAGACUCUUUUUACUGGAUUCACAAUGAUGCCAUAAUAGACUCAUGUGAGGAUGUUGAGGAACAGAUCUCACUAUGUCAAAUGAAAGAACAUAUUUAUUAUGAAAAAAGGGGAAAAUAUGUCACAAGGAUCUUGUGGAUUAAAAAUGUUAAAGAGGAAGACAUGAAUUCAUCAUACAAUUGUAUUUUAUCUUUCGGAGGAUAUCCAUCUAUAUGUCAGAUACAUACAUUGCUGAAAGAUCUUUCUAAUCCAGAUCUACCUGUCCAUGUCUUUACAACUGGCAUUAUCAUGGCAAUAUUCUUUUCAUUUGCUGCUGUGUUUAUGGUGAUUCUGUAUGUGGUGUUCAGAUUUGAAUUUGUGUUGCUAUAUCGAGAGAUAACAGGGAAAGAUGAAACUUUAGGAGAUGGAAAGCUAUAUGAUGCCUUCGUGUCUUACCUGAAAGACUCUGUACCAAUAUAUGGCGAAGAGAGAAAAUUUGCAUUGGAGGUGUUACCCAAAAUAUUAGAAGAUAAUUUUGGAUACAAACUGUGCAUCUUUGAACGAGAUAUCUCCCCUGGAGCAGCUGUUAUUGAUGAUGUCCAGUCAUUUAUUGACAGAAGUCGAAGACUAAUCAUUAUACUGAGUAAGAACUACAUUUCUGACCAAGUCAUGUUUGAACUUGAAAUUGGGCUUCACAAGGCUUUAGUUGAAAGAAAAAUUAAAGUAAUAUUAAUAGAAUAUAUGCCUGUAACUAAUUUUGAUUUCCUGCCCAUGUCUUUGCAACUUCUUUCAUCCAAACAAGUGGUGAAAUGGAACAAAGAGAAAUCAUUGCCUUUAAAUUCUAGGUUUUGGAAGAAGCUCCGUUAUGCAAUGCCUGCUAAGCCCCCCUUGAGAAAAACAUUGACUACUUUUGAAGAGCAGAAUCAUUGCAGGACAGAACAUUAAAAACUAAUGUGUUUUGUACCAUAUCGGGACUGUCUCUGAUCACAGUGUAUUUUGCUUCAAGCCACUAUUAUUUUCCUUUGAGAGGAUGAAAUCCCUCAAUCCUCAGAAACAUGACUGAGGACAGGACGCAAGUUUCCUCAUUGGCUGCUCUAUGGAACUCCCUGUAAUGGGAGACUCAGCCAAUUCCAUUGAACUUCUGUUGGCAAACAAAGUCCUUUUUGUUCAAGUAGGUAAAGGUAAAGGUUUUCCCUUGACGUCUAGUCGUGUCCAACUCUGGGGGUUGGUGCUCAUCUCCAUUUCUAAGCUGAAGAGCCAAUGUUAUCUGUAGACACCUCCAAAGUCAUGUGACUGGCAUGACUUGAUGUAGCGCUGUUACCUUCCUUCUGGAGCGGUACCUAUUGAUCUACUCACAUUUGCAUGUUCUCGAACUGCUAGGUUGGCAGAAGCUGGGGCUAACAGCGGGAGCUUACUCUGCUCCCUGGAUUCAAACUGCUGACCUUUUGGUCAGCAAGUUCAGCAGUUCAGUGGUUUAACCCGUUACACCACUGGAGGCUCCCCCUUUUUUCAAGUAGAGUUCUGAAAAUGGACUGCAGAAGAAGGUCCUUUGAAUAUAUGGAUGUACUUUCCUGUUGAUGUGCUUUUUCAAUGGCUUUUAAUUCAGGUGUGUUUCAAUGUACCCAUCUGUUUCGUGUCUAAUGUUAUAACUUAAGUUUUUAAAAUACUUUUUUCUAAAAUAUUAUGAACUCCCUUGAGUAUCCAUUUUUCUGAGGGAAAGGAAAGGUAAGAAUCAAUCAAUCAAACAAACAAACAAACAAUAAAUAAAGGAUAUAGGAAUUGCCUGCAAAGAGGAGAAUUGUCAUAGGGCUCAAAAGAGAACAUAUUCUCUCAUUUUUAUGGUAUAAUUUUUCUGAUUGUAGAACUGUGUCUGUUCACAUUUGAACUGGUCCAAUGUUUUUUGAGUUGUCUUGGGUUUCACUUAGGGUGAAUGAAGCAUAUAAAAUGAAUGAAUGGAUGGAUGGAUGGAUGAAAUCUUCAUAGCAAAACAGGCUUCUGCUGGCACUAAAGUACAACAGCAACUUAAAACACAUGUCUAAUGUGAGUAAGAAAUAGGAGUAAGACAUUUCAAGUAAAGCUACCUGCUCCUGGUUACAUUUAAGUAACUCAGCUUGAUGUGGUUGUGCCUGAUUAUGCCCACUGAUUAUUGGUAGAAAGAACUUCUGCUUGUGGAAAGUGUUUGAUCCAAGAGGGGUGGUGAUUUUUCUCAGCUGCAUCCCUUCCCAAAUAGUUCCAGAGGAUUCUCCCAAGGCGCUUCCAGACAUCAUUUAAACCCACUUCAGAGCGGGUAAAAUAAACCUGCUCCAAAGUGGGUUUAAUUCCCCACAGCCAAAAAGGGCUUUGCAUGUCCUAGUAUCUUUCAGGAGUGCAUGGGGACACCGAGAACCCCCCCCCCCAAAAAAAGCCCUAAAAAUAAGAGUAAACUUGCUGGGCUGCCAUGAUGUCUCUCUGCAUGUCUUCUGGAGCAUACUAAUGAUGUACUAGGAGGCGGGGGUGGUCAGAAGCAAUUUGUC
Anolis carolinensis (green anole) is the source of this 3496-nucleotide messenger RNA. It is a transcript of the gene il18r1, whose product is annotated as interleukin 18 receptor 1. Gene Ontology annotation, molecular function: interleukin-18 binding; interleukin-1 receptor activity; interleukin-18 receptor activity. The transcript has 11 exons. NCBI's taxonomy places the organism in Eukaryota, Metazoa, Chordata, Lepidosauria, Squamata, Anolidae. The record is from RefSeq and is a predicted model, not a curated record. Gene Ontology annotation, biological process: positive regulation of type II interferon production; interleukin-18-mediated signaling pathway. The coding region runs from base 42 to 1928 and encodes 628 amino acids.